Messenger RNA from Temnothorax curvispinosus, 1564 nucleotides. RefSeq names its product dynactin subunit 2 (gene DCTN2-p50). Gene Ontology annotation, biological process: mitotic spindle organization. NCBI's taxonomy places the organism in Eukaryota, Metazoa, Arthropoda, Insecta, Hymenoptera, Formicidae. The record is from RefSeq and is a predicted model, not a curated record. The transcript has 9 exons. The coding region runs from base 11 to 1363 and encodes 450 amino acids. Gene Ontology annotation, cellular component: dynactin complex; centrosome; cytoplasm.
AUUGUUCUGCAUGUGUGAUUGUGGGUGUGUGUCAAAAACUUUAUCAAAGUUCUGGACAAUACUCCGCAAUACUCCGCAUCUCUCUCUCUCUCUCUUUCUGAUCAUUUCAGAGCAAUUUGCGGAAUUACGAGAAAUGGCGGACCCCAAAUACGCUGAUUUACCCGGAAUUGCGUACGACCAGCUCGACGUUUACGAGACGAGCGAUUUGCCAGAGUCGGAGCAAAUGCGAAUGUACUGCGAGGAUGAACCUGAUACCUCUUGCGUGGAGAAACUGCAUAUCAGUGCCAAGGAAGCAUUCAACAAGUUUAAAGGAAAGCAGAUUCUUGGGAAGCCGGUCGAUUUCUCAGAUCGUCUAUCUAGCAAGCCAAGAACGGGAUACAAAUUCGGCGAUGACGGCGAUUGGGAACUUGUCGGCGAGGGCGAGAAAGAGACUCCUCUUCAGAAGUUCCAACGACUGCAAUGUGAAGUUAAGGAGUUGUACGAAGAAGUGAAUGAACUAAAGGAAAAAUCUAAGGACGAGGAAGAGAUCAAAUCCGCAAGCGAGAUUAUUUCUCAAGCACGGCAGAUAGAGAAGCAGUUGGUUUCUCUGAAACUGGAAGAAUGUCUAGGGCCUGACGUAGUUGCGAGUCUAUCAGAUCCACAAGGCACUAUACUUAGGCAAUUGAUAUCGCAAAUAGAGUUGUUUAAGCAAACCAGCGUCCCUCUGUCCAAGUCAUCGGAGAGUAAAAAGACAGGCGAAUCGGUCGAACCCGGUGUCCUUAAGUAUCAGAUGAUGUAUUUGCCAGAAAAGGCGAGGAUGCAGGAAGCUGCUAGGAUCGCGCAGCUCGAGCAAAGACUUUGCUGCCUGGAGAACAUCAUAGGAACAAGUAACGACAAGUUGUCGAAAUUCUCGCAGAAUCUCAAGUGUCAGGGCGUAAUGGAAGCUGUGCAACAACUGGAAGCAAAGGCUGCGUUGUUGGAUGUUAAUCAAUUGGACACCAUCGAAACGAGAUUAGGCACUUUGAUUUACCGGAUGGACAGCAUCGCGCAAAAAAAAGCAACGACGGAGCAAGAAUCGGAGCAGGAGCAGAAGAUCUCAGAAAUGUAUGAAAUAAUGAAGAAAACAGACGCUAUAUCACAAAUACUACCGCAGACAGUAGAAAGAUUAUUGGCAUUGAGUGACAUUCAUCAACAAGCCGCUGCCUUCAGUAAAUCUUUAAUAAAAUUAGAAGAACUGCAAGUAGAAAUCUCGUCGGGAUUAGAAAGUAACAAGUCUAUGCUGAAGGGGGUGCAGGAAAGUUUUGCCUCCAAUAUGGAGGUUAUAAAGGGCAACAUAGCAUUGCUCGACGAGCGUAUCAAAAAGCUCAACAAGUCAUUAAAAUAGAGGUAUUAAACAUAUUUAGCAUACCUAGAUUGAUUUAUGAAAAUCGCUUUACUCAGAGCAUUUAUACUCGUAUCAUGUUAAAAUUAUUUAUUUAAUGUGGUUUAUAAAUUCUAUAUUGCUUUAUAUCCCACACGAUUGUUUCAUUAUUCUUAAAUAUUCUGCUAGUAAGUAUAUUUGAUUUCUAUGAUAUAAUUGUUGAAA